Messenger RNA from Zootermopsis nevadensis, 968 nucleotides. RefSeq lists its product as uncharacterized. Gene Ontology annotation, biological process: homologous chromosome pairing at meiosis; reciprocal meiotic recombination; protein sumoylation. Lineage: Eukaryota; Metazoa; Arthropoda; Insecta; Blattodea; Termopsidae. Gene Ontology annotation, cellular component: synaptonemal complex. The record is from RefSeq and is a predicted model, not a curated record. Gene Ontology annotation, molecular function: SUMO transferase activity.
AGUUCGAUAUUAGAAUUGUGUGCUGCCAUAUUAAAAUGGAUUGGAUACACUGCAAUUCGUGUUAUUUAUUACCAACGCAGUCGAAAGGAAAAAAAUUUUCGUUAACUAGCUGUGGGCAUGUGUACUGUGAGAAUUGUGUUAAACCUGAUGAUACAAAGAAAUGUGCAAUUUGUGGAAACACAUUUAAUAUGAUACCAUUAACUUCUGAACUUAGUGCUGAUAUCCAGGAAUAUUUCAAAACUCCCGAGGACAUACUGAAACGUGCACUACAAAUUAUGACUUUUCAGGACGGCCACCGUAGCAGAAUUACUGCAUAUUUUAACAAUGUUGUCCUGAAGUACAAAGCUGCCAAGCAGGAAAUAAUGAGAUUGAAUGGAAUUAUUAAAAAACAAGAAAAAGAUUAUAAAGAUUUGAAACAACAAAAUAUGUUUCUGAAGCAGAAACUACAAAGAGGAAUGGCAUCAUUUACUCACAGUAAUAGCAGCAGCAACAUAAACUCUCAAGUACAAUGCUCAAAGUCAAGUGAACCUAAUGUGAUUCCAAGUCAGAUGAAGUCAGCUACUGCCCCCACACUCACUAAUAUGAACUCAGAGAUACCUGCAGACAGGAUUACAUUUUCUCAAGGCUCUAAAAUUUCUGCAUCACAGAUGUCUCCUUGGAUAACUCCAAGGCGUUUGACAUUACGUAAAGUGACUUCGCCAAGUAGUUGCUCGUCUUCAUUAGGAAAUACUAAUUUACCGAUGUUUUCACCAAUAACUCCACGAAACACAUUUAACUACUCUGCCCAGUAUAGAACAAACACACAGUAUUCAUCACAGCCCAAUACUCCAUCAACUCCAGGAACACCAAUCACUCCUGAACGAUAUCUCGAUACAUUAUUUCUUGUUAAUGUCUUUAAAGGCAAAAUAAAUUACCAUUCCAUUAUGUACACUAUUGGUAUACGUGUGCCAGCAAGGCAAAUAAGAUAA